Molecule: messenger RNA, 1977 nt
Organism: Colletotrichum truncatum
Lineage: Eukaryota; Fungi; Ascomycota; Sordariomycetes; Glomerellales; Glomerellaceae
Product: ariadne ring protein
Biological process (GO): ubiquitin-dependent protein catabolic process; protein polyubiquitination; positive regulation of proteasomal ubiquitin-dependent protein catabolic process
Cellular component (GO): ubiquitin ligase complex; cytoplasm
Molecular function (GO): zinc ion binding; ubiquitin protein ligase activity; ubiquitin conjugating enzyme binding
Source: RefSeq, a predicted model, not a curated record
AUGGGCGCAUCCGUCCACUACGGCGCAGGCGGAGAGGUCGUCAGGCUAGCUCUCGAUUCGGAUUUUUCCGCCAUCCGGUUCACCAACAUCCCCAGCAGUAGCACACGCGAGUUCAUUGUGAACAUGCUAGCCAUCUUCGGCUUCCGCAUUCCGCACGACGAGAUGAGAAUAGACAUCCAACUAGAUGGUCUGGCUCACUUCGCCGACGUGAUAGUUGAAGACUCGCUCUUUGCGACGAAACUUCUCGAGGCAACCAAAACCAUCGACGUACGCCAGUAUCUGGGGCAGAAGCAUCUCAGAUUUAGCAAGAUUGAAGCUUCGAUCUCUCUCACGCCGACGUCAAUACAACACACCGCAUCAGCAAAGGAGAUCCGCCUGUCCUGGGACAAGGCCACGAGACCAGUUGGCAUCCAUGCACCGCUCUCGCUGAUUGGUACCCACGGCGGCUUCCCAUCGCAACGGUACGAAGUUCUGGGCCAGGCUGUUCGGGCUACCAGCUUCCAACAUUCCAUGUAUCUUGGCCUUGUCCCAAUUGCUGCCACACAUACCGAUAUCCUCCGCGCUCUGAAGAGUGCUGGGUACAAGAACGUUGAUUUACUCGAGGUGAAACUUGGGGAGCCAAGCUUUGAAGCAGACGAUCAAAUGCAACUCGAGCUGCUGAACAAAAGUCUCACCGCCAUCGGUCCCCUUGCAUCUUCACUCAAGGUCAAGCAGACGCCUCAGCACCAACCAUACACAAUUGCGACGGCCAGAUUCGUAGACGAUGCAGACGCUCGACACGCCGUCGACAAACUCAACAACACCAGCGUACCGUUCCACGCCUCCGGCCUUCUGACCGCUUCCCUGGUCUUCAGGGCAACUUGGAAAGGCCCCAGUUGGAGAUUCAUAAUGACCAAGCCGGCACUCGACAGCUUAGAGAAGACCGCCAGAAGCAUAGGCGUAGAAAUGUCAAGCACCGAUGAUGGGGACCAAAUCACCAUUGAGUGUACGAGCGAAAACAGAGAAGACAUCAUCACGGUAAAACGUCGCCUCGGAGAGAUACUCGAGCAGCGCACGUUGAACAGGCCGAUAGAAGUAGAGAACAGCAGCCAGGCAGACCGUCUCCUCGCCCAUAAACAUGCUCGCGACAUCUGCCCGAUCCAUCUCGACUUUGUAGACGACCCGAUUGUUGGCAGCUGCGGCCACGCAUACUGCAAAGGAUGUUUCGUGAGGCUCUUCAGAUCCCAAAUCGCGUGGGCAAGAAACGCUCUCAAGUGCAUCAGCAUAGUCGACGAUCGGCCCUGCCAUGCCGUAUUCACUCUCGACGAACUCCGUGGCCAACUCUCGCGCAACCUGUUUGAGGAGCUACUCGGCGAGUCACUAAAAGCCUAUAUCAAAAAGAACUCAGACCAGGUUAGAUGCUGCCCGACACCAGGUUGCAGUCAACUGUACCGGCCCACGGCCAAACGUACCGGCGCCUCCCCGAAGAGGUGCCCCAACUGCCUAGUCGUCAUCUGCACGACCUGUGCCGAGGAACACGACGAGCAGACCUCGUGCGAGGAGCACGCGGACGCCUUGCUGGAGAGUGCCAAGAGGGAAAUCGGGGCGAAGAACUGUCCGAGCUGCGGGAUCCUGAUCGAAAAGGUCGACGGUUGCGACCACGUGAUUUGCGAGGGGUGCUACAACCACAUCUGCUGGAACUGCCUGACUGUGUACGAGACGGGAGAUGACUACCAAGAUCACCUGGUAAGAGCCCACGGAGACCCUGAGAAUGAUUUCCCUCAUCACGGGCGGCACCGGUACGAGGUCGACGCUGAGGGCGUGGGGGUGAAUGCCGAGCGCAUGGCGGCGGGACAAGGUGCUGACUUGGAGAUCAGGGAGCAAUCGGAGAUGGACGCAACGCUGCCGGAGACGUUGCGAGACCUGCAUGAGAGCACUCUAAUCGGUACCCUUGUGAUUGGUAUCCAGGAUAUGAUAUCAGCAUUGCCGCGACGAUGA